UCUGUUUUCCCGAUAGCCCGUGAACGCAUCUCUCGUCUCGUGUUGUUGUCUGAUGUUUGCUAGCUAGCCAGCCUGAAUCGACAGAGAAGUGUUGGCUGGCAAACGCCAAUUAUUGUAGCAAUCGUAACAAAGUACUUGUAACCAAAGCGCCUAUAGAAUGAGAAGAGUUACUUUAUUUAUUAACGGGACAUCUAAAAAUGGCAAGGUUGUAGCAGUAUACGGGACCUUGUCAGAUCUUCUAUCUGUAGCAAGCAAUAAGUUAGGAAUCAAAGCCUCCUGUUUGUACAAUGGAAAGGGUGGUCUCAUAGAUGACAUUGCCCUCAUAAGAGAUGACGACGUGUUGUAUGUGUCAGAAGGUGAUCCAUUUAUUGAUCCUCAAAAUGAAGCCAAGGUUACAUCCGAUCUGCAAGGAGCUCAUACUGAUUGGCUGACACUAAAUAUUGGUGGUCGUUCCUUCACCACCACCAGGAGCACCUUAGUCAGCAAAGAGCCAGAGAGUAUGCUCGCUCACAUGUUUCGAGAGAAAGAUGUGUGGGGGAACAAGCGGGAUGAGCACGGGGCUUACCUAAUCGACCGCAGCCCUGAGUACUUUGAGCCAAUCCUCAACUACCUGAGACACGGACAGCUUAUUAUCAAUGAAGGCAUAAAUAUACGAGGUGUCCUUGAGGAGGCCCGCUUCUUUGGAAUUGAGCAACUUGCUGAACAGUUGGAAGCAGCAAUCAGGAACUCCCAGCCACCCGAAGACCACUCUCCCAUUUCCCGCAAAGAGUUUGUUCGUUUUCUUCUGGCAACACCAACCAAGUCAGAGCUCCGCUGUCAGGGUCUUAAUUUCAGUGGCGCUGAUCUGUCCCGACUUGAUCUGCGUUACAUCAAUUUCAAAAUGGCCAAUCUGAGCCGCUGCAAUCUGACACAUGCUAACCUUUGCUGCUCUAAUCUGGAGCGGGCUGAUCUUUCAGGAGCCAACCUGGAUGUGAGUCUGAAAACUCUUUUCACACAGUGUUGGCUCAUAAUGCAUAUUAAAAACCUGACUGUGUAGAAGCAAACAUUUCUGUCUCCUGUCUUAGCAGUGUGUUUUGUGUUGUUUUUGAUUGUUUGCUCUCCUGCUGGUAAACAAUGGACCAAUCUUUUUGUGUUUGGGUAUGUCACACCUGCUGCCCCCUCAGCUGUGUGGAGGAAGGGCCAUUCU
Molecule: messenger RNA, 1186 nt
Organism: Notolabrus celidotus (New Zealand spotty)
Lineage: Eukaryota; Metazoa; Chordata; Actinopteri; Labriformes; Labridae
Gene: kctd9a
Product: potassium channel tetramerization domain containing 9a
Exons: 9
Coding region: 158-1036 (292 amino acids)
Biological process (GO): protein homooligomerization; intracellular signal transduction
Molecular function (GO): protein binding
Source: RefSeq, a predicted model, not a curated record